Molecule: messenger RNA, 1566 nt
Organism: Fusarium tjaetaba
Lineage: Eukaryota; Fungi; Ascomycota; Sordariomycetes; Hypocreales; Nectriaceae
Product: siderophore regulation (GATA factor)
Exons: 3
Coding region: 1-1566 (521 amino acids)
Biological process (GO): negative regulation of transcription by RNA polymerase II; positive regulation of transcription by RNA polymerase II
Molecular function (GO): zinc ion binding; RNA polymerase II cis-regulatory region sequence-specific DNA binding; DNA-binding transcription factor activity, RNA polymerase II-specific
Source: RefSeq, a predicted model, not a curated record
AUGAGCCAAGAAACCCAGGAAACGGCGCUGUAUAGCCAUCAGCGUGAGACGGCCUCAGCGCGAACUGCGCUGCCAUCACGACCAAUGUCCUCGAAACCAAGUGAUAGCCCGGCUAUUCCUUCUCAGGAGCGGACCAGACUCCCUACCGGCCAGGACAACCGUGACCACCAAAAUAGACUAACAAUCUCUGCUUAUACCGAUGAUAGUAACUGUGGAACCACCCGAACCCCUUUGUGGAGGAGAUCACCUCAAGGUGCUACGAUUUGCAACGCCUGUGGUCUCUAUCUGAAAGCCAGAAACGCCUCUCGUCCGACUAGUCUCAAGCGACCACCAAAUGUUGUCCCUGCAGACCCUCCGCGAACUACCACACCGAAGCCCUCUGCAGUCGCAGGUCCAAAACCUGCGUCAAAUGCGACCUACAUAUCGGCUGAUCAGACUGGAGGGACUUGUCCUGGAGGUGGACGCUGUAACGGAACGGGUGGUGCAGAGGGCUGCAAUGGAUGCCCUGCCUAUAACAAUCGUGUUUCGAAAAGUGCCAACCUAGGUGGAACGCAGAAACGACAGAGCUGCCAAAGUCGAAGUGAAAGUACCAAACCGGAACCGGUGCCUCUGGACGUCAAUGCCUUGCAAAAUCAACAGAAUUCGAAUGCUACGGUUGUGAUUGCAUGCCAGAACUGUGGCACCACUAUUACACCUCUCUGGAGGCGUGAUGAGAGUGGCCACACCAUCUGCAAUGCUUGUGGUCUAUAUUACAAGUUACAUGGUGUCCACCGGCCGAUGACCAUGAAGAAAUCGACCAUCAAGAGACGAAAACGAAUUAUCCCAGCGUCGCAGGAUGAGGAGAUGGAAGAUGCAAUGGAGCCCGCCGAAAUGCAAGGUCAAUACGAACAAAAUGCUGAGAAGGGGUCAAUGAAUGAGGAUGGGUCUGUCAAUCUGGGUCUUCGUCGCCGCCCAGACCAUCCGCUCACGAUCGAGCCUCAACCGGUUAUCCGACCUACAAGUAGAACAAUAUCGCCACUGCCUUCGACCUCGGAUCUAGCUGCAUAUCACCAGUCAAAUAACCCACGUCAGUAUACCGGAUCCCUGAACGACGAUAAUCGACUGGCUCCCAUGGCGUCUAUGUCAUCAAACAACGAUAGGAAAACGUCACUAUCCCCUGCCUCGUUUCUGUCGCCAACUCGAAAACGAUCCUUCUCUACUACGGAAAGUGAAGCAUUUGCCUCACAAGAAACAGGACAGGAGAGCUCGAAACGAAUCUCCUCGAUCAAUAUUAAAUCGAUACUGAAUCCAUCGACAUCAGCCACCACUCCCCCCAAUUUAGGGACAGGAAGCGACGACGGUGACUAUUCCUUACCUCCCAUACGAUCACCUGGUAGUACCAUAGCAUCAGCACCGAGCCCCAGUGCCUUUUCUAACCGGGAUAAUACGCCAGGUGCUGGCCCGCGUGAUUUCGAUACUGAGAGGAUAAAGGCUGAGCGCCGAGCAGCGUUACAACGCGAAGCGGACAAGAUGCGAGAAAUGCUUGCCGCAAAAGAGAGAGAAUUACAAGAACUUGGACAUGAUUAA